AUGAUGUGGCGCAGUUUAAGUCUGUUUCUACUCGGACUUCUGCUGUCAACAGCCGAUAUUGUGGCAGCGGAGUUCGACGGCUCGAAUAAUCCCAACCAACAUAUUGCCCCCAACACCAAACCCGUGGACCAGAGUGAAGAAGCUGUCGUAUAUGGCGCGGCGGCGGCGGACGCGGAGUUCGGCGGUGGUGGUACGGAAGAAAAGAAAGACAAUUUGCGCGACGCCGUUGAACCGUCCGGCACUCCCCGCCUCGUAGGACACAAUGGCGCCAAACCGGUACCUGGUGAGGCAACGGACGUCGAGGAGGGGAAUAGCGAAGACACUCCAGAGCCAGAGGCAAGCAAUGGAGGCACCGCGGAGCCAGAGGCGAACGACAAAAACACUCCAGAGCCAGAGGCAGGCAAUGGAGGCACCGCGGAGCCAGAGGCGAGCGACAAAAACACCCCAGAGCCAGAGGCAAGCAAUGGAGGCACCACGGAGCCAGAGGCGAACGACAAAAACACUCCAGAGCCAGAGGCAAGCAAUGGAGGCACCGCGGAGCCAGAGGCGAGCGACAAAAACACCCCAGAGCCAGAGGCAAGCAAUGGAGGCACCACGGAGCCNAAUGGAGGCACCGCGGAGCCAGAGGCGAGCGACAAAAACACCCCAGAGCCAGAGGCAAGCAAUGGAGGCACCACGGAGCCAGAGGCUACCAACGAAAAUACUCCCGAUCCGGAUGAGAAAGAUGGAGACACUCCCAAGCCUGAUGGAAAGGAGACAAAUACCCCUGUCCCAGAGACAAGCACGGUGACUUCUGCUGAGAACAAACCUUUGAUUGAAGAGAGUGGUUACUUAACUAUUGUAAGCGUGGUGUUGCUUGCCCUGUGCGUGAUGAUUGGUUUCAUUUUUUACUUUGGUGCUCGUGCAUUCCGGAACAAGUGGUUGUUCGGCCGUGGCUGGUCUCGUGUCUGGCCACCCGACGCCGGCCAAUACGGCAAGGGCGGAUCGACGGAGAUGGGGCAGGUGGCUGCGGUGGGCACGGCGCCGCUGGUGAAACGGUCAACGCCCUCAUCGUCUANCGGAUCGACGGAGAUGGGGCAGGUGGCUGCGGUGGGCACGGCGCCGCUGGUGAAACGGUCAACGCCCUCAUCGUCUACGAAUGUGGAUGGCGCAUCGUUGCUGCGGCGGCGGUCGGAGGGGUGGAGCUGGUCUGAUGAUGAAUGA
Trypanosoma grayi is the source of this 1203-nucleotide messenger RNA. Its product is annotated as putative serine-aspartate repeat-containing protein SdrF. Bases 1 to 1203 code for a protein of 400 amino acids. The record is from RefSeq and is a predicted model, not a curated record. NCBI's taxonomy places the organism in Eukaryota, Euglenozoa, Kinetoplastea, Trypanosomatida, Trypanosomatidae. The transcript has a single exon.